Penicillium coprophilum is the source of this 1371-nucleotide messenger RNA. Its product is annotated as RPAP1 family protein. The transcript has a single exon. Gene Ontology annotation, biological process: transcription by RNA polymerase II. Gene Ontology annotation, cellular component: nucleus. Lineage: Eukaryota; Fungi; Ascomycota; Eurotiomycetes; Eurotiales; Aspergillaceae. The record is from RefSeq and is a predicted model, not a curated record. The coding region runs from base 1 to 1371 and encodes 456 amino acids.
AUGGCUUUUCGCGGUGAACGCUUCCUCCUGGAUUUGGAUGAGGAAUCUGGUGCCCCAGAAAUCCCUUCUCCAUUUUCCCUCGUCGGGGAGAUCCAAGAACGGGCUCCCUCCACCGCCAUUCCCCCCGCGCCUAAACUGCCGUCCUCGUCGGCAUCAUCGACUGGGUUCCCUGCCCCUCGCCAACGCAAGCCCUCUUCCUUCAAACAGCGACGAUCAAACCAGCCCACUCCUCCGACUCCUCCCCCUACUGAACCGACCACUCAAGAUGACAAGAAAUCCAUCGACGAGGAGAACCGCCGUCACCUGGCGGCGAUGUCGGAUGCGCAGAUCCAACAGGAACGGGAGGAGCUGAUGGAGCAGAUGGAUCCAGGACUUCUAGAACGAUUCCUCCGUAGAGCAAACAUUGAAGAGGACCAAAAGACGGAACUGUCACCGCCAGCACCUGUGGCUGAUGAGAAAUCCAAACCGAGGAAAUCAGUUUCGUUCGAUAUUCCUCUGUCUGCGCCAGUUGCUAGACCACCAAGCGCGCAGUCCCAUUCUAUACCCAAACAGCCACCUAAGCCGCACCUCCGUAAUGAGGAUCUCGCUCCACCCUCACUCCCUCAAGACCUCCACCCGGCCUCUCAACGGCCGUCCCUUGACCCAGCUACUCUCGAAACCUUCCACUUCCCUCAGCCAACAACGCCAAUGCCAGUCCUGGACCCAUCUUCGCCGUCUUUCCUAUCAGAUCUCCAAUCCCACUACUUCCCCGAGAUAGCUCAGGAUCCAUCGACGCUUUCCUGGCUGCAGCCUCUCUCCGCCGACGAAGAAGACCCAGACUCAACGUCAGCCUACCACCCAGCCAGCAACGCCAUCUCAAUGGCGCCCUCUGCAAUCCGCUUCUCGCUAAGAGGUACCAUUCUUGCCCCCGAAACAUCGCUCUCCCUCCCAACAACCAUGGGGCUGCACCACCACGGCGAGGAUCCGCAUGCCGCGGGCUACACGAUUCCCGAACUGGCGAUUCUGGCACGCUCGACGUUCCCCGCUCAGCGAUGCAUCGCAUGGCAGGUCAUUGGUCGGAUUUUAUUCCGUCUUGGCCGGGCGGAGUUUGGAGAACGGGGUGGCCCGUUGUCCGAUGGGCUAUGGUUUGUUAUUGAAAAGGAGGGUAUUGUUGCUGGUAUGCUUGCUGAGGCCGAUGGCGCUGCUGGCCAGACCCAGGGUAGGAAUAAGAGCAAGGAUUCAAAAGACGAGGGUAGUAACUUGCCUCUUGCGUCCGGUGUUGGCCGUCAUGCUAGUGCUGCUGCGUGGGCAGUCGAGGGUAUUUGGUUGUGGCAGAAGGGCGGUGGUGGGGAUCGUGGGUUGUUGAAGGAAGGCCAACAUCGAUCUUUAUAG